GAGGGGAGAAUGAGACCAAUGACGUUACCUGGUUUCCUUUUCACCCAUUUCCUGUACGUGUAAGUGGAGAAAGGCUGGGGCUUUGGAAUUAAAAACACCAGCUGCUGAACUCGCAAUUAAUAUACCAAACAAACUCAAACACUGAUACGGGAUACAAACCCGGCGUGUGAAAUGGAGGCGGUGCCUCGAAUGCCAAUGAUAUGGCUAGAUUUGAAGGAAGCCGCAGAAUUCCAGUUUGGUCCCUCCGUCAAACAGUUCAUCUUGAAGAACUAUGGAGAGGACCCAGAAAACUACAACGAGCAGCUGAAGAAACUGGAGCAGCUGAGACAGGGCGCGGUAAACGUCACGAGGGAUUUCGAAGGCUGCAGUACCUUGAGGAAAUACUUCGGCCAGCUCCACUACCUCCAGAGCAGGGUGCCCAUGGGAUCUGGACAGGAGGCGGCAGUGCCCAUCACAUGGACAGAGAUCUUCUCUGGGAAGAUGGUUACCCACGACGAUAUCAGCUAUGAACAGGCCUGCAUCCUCUAUAACCUGGGUGUUCUUCAUUCGAUGCUAGGAGCCGUGGACAACAGGGUAUCAGAGGAGGGAAUGAAGGUGUCCUGCACCCACUUUCAGUGCUCGGCUGGGGCCUUCUCCUACCUGCGCGACCACUUCAGCCACGACUUCAGUGUGGACAUGAGCCACCAGAUCAUCAACCUCAACAUCAACCUCAUGCUGGGCCAGGCGCAGGAGUGCCUGCUGGAGAAGUCCAUGUUGGACAAUAGGAAGAGUUUCCUGGUUGCUCGGAUCAGUGCACAGGUUGUUGAUUACUACAAGGAGGCAUGCCGGGCCAUGGAGAACUUAGAAACAGCCUCGCUGCUGGGGAAGAUCCAGAAGGACUGGAAGAAACUGGUGCAGAUAAAGAUCUACUACUUCGCAGCCAUCGCUCAUCUGCACAUGGGCAAGCAGGCGGAGGAGCAGCAGAAGUACGGAGAGCAGCUGGCCUACCUGCAGAGUGCUCUGGAUAAACUGAAUGAAGCUGUGAAGCUGGCCAAGAACCAGCCUGAGAAUGUACAGGAGGCCUUGAGAUUCACCAUGGAUGUGAUCGGGGGAAAGUUCAGCUCUGCAAAGAAGGACAAUGAUUUUAUUUACCAUGAGUCUGUGCCUGCCCUGGAGACUCUCCCCUCUGUUAAAGGUGCCCCCCUGGUGAAAGCUCUCCCGGUUAACCCAACUGACCCCAGUGUGACUGGACCUGAUCUCUUCUCUAAACUGGUUCCCAUGGCAGCUCAUGAAGCCUCAUCCCUGUACAGUGAGGAGAAAGCCAAGCUGCUGAGAGACGUCAUGGCCAAGAUCAACAGCAAGAAUGAGACUCUGGAACAGUUCAUGGACUCUCUGCGGCUGGACCCUGAGACAGUGGACAACCUGGACAUGUACAGCCACAUCCCACCUGUCCUGAUGGAGAAGUGUGCUGCGCUGAGCGUGCGGCCCGACACCGUUAAGAACCUGAUCCAGUCCAUGCAGGUGUUGUCGGGGGUGUUCACUGACGUGGAGGCCUCUCUGCGUGAGAUCAGGGAGCUGCUGGAGGAGGAGCAGGCUCAGGAGCGCCGCCUGGAGGAGGCAGUGGGGAAGCAGGCCAUGCCGCCACUCCCCCCUGCCCUGGCGGAGCUCACAAAGGACCUGGACAAGUACAUGGAGGUGCAUGAGAAGGCCAGCUUCACCAACACCGAGCUGCACCGUGCCAUGAACCUGCACAUCGCGAACCUGAGGCUGCUGGGGGGGCCCCUGGAGAGCCUGAGUGCUGCACUGCCCAGCCCGGAGCUCACAGAGGAGGACGCGGCUGUGCUGCAGUCGAUGAAGCGGAUCCUGGGCAAGGUGCAGGAGAUGAGGGACCAGCGCCGGUCUCUGGAGAAGCAGCUCCGAGACCUGAUCCACAAGGACGACAUCACCAGCGCCCUCGUCACCACCGAGCGCUCCGAGAUGAAGAAGCUGUUUGAAGAGCAGUUGAAGAAGUACGAGCAGGUGAAGGUGUACAUUGAUCAGAACCUGGCUGCCCAGGAGAACAUCCUCAAGGCCCUGACCGAGGCAAACGUGCAGUAUGCUUCCGUGCGCAAGGGACUGGCCGAGACCGAGCACAAGUGGAACACGACAGUGCAGACCCUGGUGUCCUCCUACGAGGCGUAUGAGGACCUGAUGAAGAAGUCUCAGGAGGGGAAGGAGUUCUACGAUGACCUGGAGGGCAAGGCUUCAAGACUGCUGGAGAGAGCCAGAAGCACCUGCCAGGCCAGGGAGCAGGAGAGGCAGCAGAGCCUGGACAGGGAGCUGCAGAAGAAGCCCCCUCCUCGCCCCACGGCCCCCAAGCCCCCCCUGCAGAAGAAGCCAUCAGACUUGGAUUCCAGCCUGGAUGACGCUGAGCUGCAGCAGCUGAAUGCGGCAAUUCUCGCUCUGGGUGGGGACCUGCCAGAGGAACUACGCAGCCUUCCCCCCAACCCCACCCUGCCCUUCCCCGGGGUGCGAGCCCCUUCUCCAGGCAGUAUGGCCAGCCCCCCUCUCCAGCCCCCCAUGUACUGGCCUGGGGCCGUCAUGUUCAAUCAGCCUCGCUUCCCAGCUCACAUGAUUCCUACCGAGGGCAUGGUCAGGCAGCCCCACUACCCAGCUGUCAGCGGGCUGCCUCAACGUCAAGCCAUGCCCCCGCACAGUGCACCUGCCAGGGGGCAUUUACCUCCGCACUUGGCUGCACCUCAACAUCAGCCACCCUUCACCACUGAGCAUCUUGGAGGCAUGCUUCCCCAGCACGUCUCCCCUGUGCCGGGCUAUGGGAUGGGUCCACAAGGAGGACAGACCCCAACACCCCAUACUGGCACUUCUGUUCGGCCAGCUAUGGUGAGCCAGUCUGGGCAGCCUCAGUUAUCUGGGGUAGCUGUGGGAGGGCCAGGGGUCAGGCCUUCCACCACAACUGUGGACAGCCUACAGACACCCAUUUCCAGCUUCACUUCUCCAGGGCACCCAGGACAGCCUUCACAAGAAGCCCCCAUAGGUGGCAUGCAACUCCCCAGGCAGCAGAUACCCACUACUGGGGGGUACAGAGUGCCACCUAUGGGGCAGUACCCCCCCCUACCCACAGCCACAGCACUUUGGUCAGCCUCCCGCACAGUUCUCUCCCAGUAUGGGACAGCAGCAGCAGCAAAUGCAGCAUCCCUAUCAGCCCCAGCAGCACCCAGGCCAGGAGUUCCACGGUUCAGUCAGGCCCCCUGUUCAGCCCCCACACUACCCACAGUACCUGCCCCAGCAGAGGCAGCAGCCCCCCCUCACUUCCAACCUCCUUCCCAUCUCCCCACACAGAAGCCUGCUUUUCCUGGCCAGCCCCACAUGCAAGCAGUGCUCCCCCCACAGCCUUACCUCCCCCCACAGCCUCGCCUCCCCCCACAGCCUCACCUCCCUCCUGCCCCCAUAUCCUCACAGCCCCACAUGCAACCUAGUUCUCAGCCUCACCUGCCACCAGCCUCCAUCCCAGCCCAGCCUCACCUGACCUCUGCAUCCCAGCCUCACAUGCACCCUCAGAUGCCCCAGCAGGCCUCAGGGGCUGUGUGUUAUCCAAGGGGGGCUGCUCCCCAUAUCUUCCCCCACCAGACUUCUCAGACAGUCCCACCUCAACAAGCACAGCUCCUGCUGCCUCACCCUUCCAUUGUCCAGCCUCUGCCCCCAGUAUCCUCAACUGCCCCUGCUGUAGGUACCAUGCCUUACCCUCCUGCCCCCUUGCAGCACCAGGGUCCCCUAGCGCCCCACCUUCUCCCUCACCCCCCCGCCACUCAAAUACCCCAGCAACCUCCUCCCAACGCCAUCUCUCCCUCACCAGCUCCUUCUCCUUCCCCCCAGCCCUCUCCUGGCCCCCCCUCCCUGGGCCUGAUCCCCCAGAGACCCCCUCCCUCCCUGACACCAUCCCUCCCUGCUGCAUCUUCCUCCCCAGCCCCUUCCAGCUCCUCUGAGGUGUUGUUCCAGAGACCGAGCUCCACCACUGAUGACCUGCUCUCCUCCAGCCCUGAGAGCCAGCAUGGGGGCCCCAAGGCAGCUGCUGCAGUGCUCCUGCCCACCAAGGCGGACCCCCAGGAUGGGCAGCGCAAAAAGAAGCCCGAGGGGGUGCGUCUGAUCGAGGGGGACCCGUACCAAGCCCCUGAACUUGUGACCCGUCUGUGGGCAGAGCUGGAGCGGUUCCGGGCAGUGGUGGAGGCUCUGGAGAAGCCAGGGCCGGGCACCUCGGAACUGGACGCCCGCUGGAAGGAGCUCCAGGACCUGCAGGAAAAAGAUGCACGGCAGCUCUCCAUUGCCAUCGCCCGCUGCUAUAGCAUGAAGAACCGCCACCAGGACAUCAUGCCCUACGACCGCAACCGCGUGGUGCUGCAGUCCGGCAAGGAUGACUACAUCAACGCCAGCACCGUGGAGGAGCUGUCCCCAUACUGCCCCCGCAUCAUUGCCACGCAGGCCCCCCUCACCGGCACAGCCACAGACUUCUGGCUCAUGAUCUACGAGCAGAAAGUCUCCCUCAUCGUCAUGCUGGUGUCUGAGCAGGAGCUGAAGAAGCAAAAAGUUCUACAGUACUUCCCCCUAGAGCGCGGGCAGCAGGUGUCCCAGGGGCCCAUUACCCUGACCCUCACUACCCUCAAGGUGACCCCCACUCACAUCGAGAGAAUGAUCGGGCUGCAGUACCGUGACCAGAGCCUCAAGCGCACCGUCAUCCACCUGCAGUUCACAUCCUGGCCUGAGCUGAGUCUCCCAGACAGUAACAACAACCUGAUCCGUUUCAUCCAGGAGGUCCAUGGGCACUACCUGCACCAGCGUCCCCUUCACACUCCCAUCGUGGUGCACUGCAGUUCUGGUGUGGGCCGUACUGGGGCAUUCUGCCUGCUGUAUGCUGCCAUGCAGGAGGUGGAGGCGGGCAAUGCCAUCCCAGACCUGCCACUGCUGGUGAGGAAGAUGAGGCAGCAGAGGAAGAACAUGCUGCAGGAGAAGCUGCACCUCAAGUUCUGCUAUGAGACUGUCCUGAAACAUGCUGAACAGGUCCUGCAGCGCCAUGGAGUCUCCACCGCCCCCUGCAGCAAGACCACCAACAGUGCAGUCAUGAAGCCAUACUCUCGCCAGGAGUCCCAGGAUAUUGUGCUGGGAGGGGACAUGCCAAUCAGCUCCAUCCAGGCCACCAUCGCCAAAAUGAGCAUCAGACCCCCCUCCUCCUGCGGACAGAGCCUGGACUUCAGCGACCUGGAUUCCCUGCCCCCUGCCCAGCCCAGCCUGCCUGCCUUCCCUGUGAUCCAACUCCAACCUGAUCUUGCAGUACCUGCCCAGUCCUGCCAGACAGCUGUCACUACCACCCCACCUGACAGCUGCAGUGCCACGCCACCUCCAGCAGAGAGUGAGGGUCAUGUCAACAGCAACACCACCGAGCAUCCCCUGCCAGAGCCAGACCUGGUCCCAGCCCCAACCCCUGUCAGCUCCUCUUCACUGGACCUGCUGGCCUCCCUCACGCCCGAGGCAUUCACACUGGACGCCGCCUCCAAGGGAAAGCAGCGCAUCAAUAAGCACUGCUUCCUUCAACCGCAGAACGGACAGGGCCUGCAGGGGGCGUCCUCGGGGGACGACCCCCUCAGCUCGCUCGACCCCCUCUGGACCCUCAACAAGACCUGAGUCCGGACCACCCAAGCUGGCUGCAAUCCAGCCCUCCCUGAACCACACUGGAGCAGACAGGACAGCAACCCGCUCCAGAGCAUGGGAUUCACUCUGUACCUUAACCCUGAUCAGCUAACUGUACCACAACUCUACCUGCUGCAGGAAAAGCACCCCCCCCUCUCCACCCUCCACCCUGGCAGUAGCAGAGCUCUCAUAACACAUGGCUGUCCUAAAGAGCUGGUAUUCUGGAUUCUGCAUUCUUAGAAAUUGUAUUACUGUGCAUAUGACUUUCUGUGCUGUUGAGACGGUACUUUUUUUUUUUUUUAAGUUGCCCCUCUGAAUCGUUCUCUUUUGUUGUCAGCAUGCAUUCCAGUUUGUCAGAGUUCAUUGUGUCAUUGAUGUUUCUGGGCAGGUUUUCUGUGUGUUCACUCUGAAGAAGUUGAAUCACACAGCCAGUCUCGUGGUUUCGGUUUGUGUGCAUGCACACACUCACUCACUAUCAGACACUCAAGCAGGCACGGUCAGUGCUGUGAAUUUCAUAGACCAGGGAAUGAAACCAGGUUACAGAAACCUGACGGUGCCUGUGGCAGGAAAGUAGUUCACAAAAACACCCAUGGAUAAAUCCAAAGGCAAAGUUACAUUUAAAUUGUCUGGGAAAUAUGAGAUCAACUCUAAGUUUGCUGUACACUAUAACAUGUUUGGGCUAAAUCUAGUUAUUAUUCUCAUACUAUUGUGUUUUUAAACAGUCUUUUGGUAAAUUUAGGGUUUUACAGCAUACUGUGCCACUGGGGAAUCUGAUUUAUUUUCCUUCAUGUAACAUUGUAAAUAAUAAAUAAUUAAAAUAAUUAUUAUAAUACACAC
This is a messenger RNA of Acipenser ruthenus (sterlet), 6495 nucleotides long. Its product is annotated as tyrosine-protein phosphatase non-receptor type 23-like. Gene Ontology annotation, molecular function: protein binding; protein tyrosine phosphatase activity. Gene Ontology annotation, cellular component: endosome. Lineage: Eukaryota; Metazoa; Chordata; Actinopteri; Acipenseriformes; Acipenseridae. The record is from RefSeq and is a predicted model, not a curated record. Gene Ontology annotation, biological process: protein transport to vacuole involved in ubiquitin-dependent protein catabolic process via the multivesicular body sorting pathway; protein dephosphorylation; endocytic recycling.